AUGGCGAAACAUCAUCCAGAUCUUAUUAUGUGUCGAAAACAACCAGGCAUUGCUAUUGGACGUUUAUGCGAAAAAUGUGACGGAAAAUGCGUUAUCUGUGAUUCAUACGUAAGACCUGAUUCCCUUGUUCGGAUUUGUGACGAAUGCAAUUACGGAUCAUACCAAGGUCGUUGUGUGAUUUGUGGUGCCCCUGGAGUAUCCGAUGCUUACUAUUGUAAAGAAUGCGUUUUACAAGAAAAGGAUCGAGACGGAUGUCCAAAAAUCGUGAACCUUGGGUCGUCAAAGACGGAUUUGUUUUACGAACGGAAAAAAUACGGGUUUAAGAAAAGAUGA
This is a messenger RNA of Acaulospora morrowiae, 333 nucleotides long. The record is from the annotation of a GenBank genome assembly. Lineage: Eukaryota; Fungi; Glomeromycota; Glomeromycetes; Diversisporales; Acaulosporaceae.